This is a messenger RNA of Penicillium soppii, 2541 nucleotides long. RefSeq names its product putative PHD finger domain protein. The coding region runs from base 1 to 2541 and encodes 846 amino acids. Lineage: Eukaryota; Fungi; Ascomycota; Eurotiomycetes; Eurotiales; Aspergillaceae. The transcript is spliced from 5 exons. The record is from RefSeq and is a predicted model, not a curated record. Gene Ontology annotation, cellular component: RSF complex. Gene Ontology annotation, biological process: regulation of DNA-templated transcription.
AUGGGAUCGCGAAAGCGCACCCGCUCUGAGGUCAUUCCUGUGCCCGCACAAGAGGCCCCAGAACAGCCUGGACUCCUGUCCCAGCUCAGAAGCUCAUGGGCCUUUGCUAGUCUCAUGCAGUAUAUUGCCAUCUUUGGGCAUGUGAUGAAGAUUGACGAGGAGUUUGGAAUCGAGGACCUAGAAGUCGAAUGCCUCAAGCCCGAACCCUCGCAGAAGUUAUUGGAAAUUGGAUUAUGUCUGCUCAAGUGGAUUUCAUCCCACCGCGGUCUUACGUUCGACAAUUUCGACGAAUACACCAGACGCCAAUACAAUGCGAAAGCGCCUCACAUCACCAACCCCUUCGGAUAUGAAGAAGAACCAAACAAAUUUCUAGAUUUCGAUGUCUUCACUAAGAUCCGUGUUCUCCAUCAGCUGACGGUAUGGACAUUCUGGAACGCGGACCGCAUUCGCGACAAGAUGCCGGAGAAGAAGGAAACCGAUCAGCUAGAAUGGCGAAUUGAAGAGUUUGGUUGGGAUCGUGAGGGGCGUUCAUACUAUGUACUGGACGACAACCGCCUGUACCGUCGGACCGACCCUCCUCCACCACCUCCCCUCCAACGUCCGAAGAAGAAGGCGAAGGGCAAGUCAUCCCGAGCGUCCCGAACGUCGAAGCGUACCUCCACGGCGGCCGCGGAAGAAGUCUCCGAAGAGGAGAACAAAACAACCAACGACUCAGGUGCUGCUGCUGCCUUUUCUGACGACCCUUUCAAGUGGGAGUGUGUGGCUGUGACACUUGAGGAAUAUCAAACCUUUUUGGAUACACUUCAAAAGUCCAAGGAUGCAGACGAGAAGAGCCUCCGUGAUAGCAUAGUGGAGCAUAUUCUGCCUAUUCUUGAGAAGGCAGAGGAGGCACAGCUCCGCAAACGCCAGAAGCGCGAGAAGGAACUUCUGAACUUGCAGCUAGUUGCUGGGGCCAAGAGAUCCAGCCGACUCGCCGCGAAGGAAGAGAAGGAAAAACAAGAUCGAGAGGCUGCUGAAGCUAUCCGCAAGCGUGAGGCCGAUCUGGCCGAAGCUCGCAAAGAGCAGGCCAUGCAGAACCAGCUCGAGGAAGAUCGACAGUCCCGAACGAUGACUCGUGAGCACCGUAUCAGAGACCGCGAACAAAAGCGACUUUUGCACGAAGCAGAACUUGAACGGCUCGCAGAGGAACAGGAGCGACUUGACAGGGGUGAAAGCAGGGCGUCCGCUCGAAACAUCAAGGCCGAGCUGGAAAAGUCCCAGAAGAACCUGGCAAAUCUCAAUCAAGACGACCAAUGGAUCUUUGAUUGCUCUGGCUGUGGGGUACAUGGUGAAAACUUGGACGAUGGUAGUCAUAGUAUUGCAUGCGAGAAAUGCAACGUGUGGCAGCAUAGCAAGUGUCUUGGUGUCUCUCAGCAAGAGGCCGAGCAGGAUGAUUUCCAAUUUGUGUGUCGCGAGUGCAAGCAAAAACAGGAAGAUGCCAACAAGCCUAAGCUGCCCCCUCUGAAGUUCCGGGUCAGUGCUUCAGCAUCGCCCUCGGCUGUCCCUGUCGGACAGAAGCGCAAACUGGAAGACGAUGAGGAACAGGCACCGCCCUCGCCUGUGAAAAAAUCACAUGUCGCUCUUUCCAAUGUUCAGAACGAACCCCCAAGAUCGCAGCCUGAUCUGAAGCCUACUAUCAGCCAUGGCAACUUCUAUCCUCCUCCCUCGCCCCAGCGUCGGGCUCAUUACGCAGAUCGAACGCCCUUGCCAUCCUCAAGCCCUCCACGUCCGCCUUUCUCCCCUCCAAAGGGCAUGAAUGGUUUGCUGCAUUCUACCAUGGAGCAACACCCACGACCUACGUCAGCUCAGCACUCUUUGCCCCCUAUGCAACCAACUCAUCAUCUCCCUCCUAUUGGAUCCUUCCAGUCUGUACGACCAUCCUCCUCCCACUCUGGUCAAAGCCCAGUCCACAACCAGCCGUCUAUGUCUCCGACGCAGGGCAACCCCGAUGUUGGCCCGCUUGCGGGCUUCCCUCAUGUCGCGCCUAGCCAGGCACCAUCACCUUGGAGCUCUUUCGAAACGCCCCGCCCGCAGUCGGGUCAUGGAGCUACACCGGCAAUGUCUAGUACCUACCCGUCUUUCUCCGCCGCGACACCAAACGGUCACCAUUCAUCGCCUCCCCAGAGCUCUCACGGCAUGGGUAUGUCAGGAAUCAGCCCGACCAAGCAGUCACCUCGCCCACCUACCGCCAGUGGAAUGGCCGGUGCGCCGGUCCUGCCACCCAUCCGCAGACUGGAGCCCAGCCCGAAGCUAAUGGGUCGUAGCUCUCCAGAUGCUCCUAUCCCUCCGCCGGUCAAGUGCAUGACUCCUGAGCAAGAGGAGCGUCGACAGAGAGAGAAUGCCUCCAUGCUACACCAGGCACACCACUACCAGGGCAAUGGCCAACAUCCCAUGUCGUCGCCAUCCCUGAAUCGCAUUCCUCCCUUGGGAUCUAGUAUCACUUCCCAGUACCCUGAUCCUGUCCCUUCCCCUCAGCGCGGAAGCAACGGUCACAGCCAAUGA